AUGUCUACACCAAGAUUAAAACUAGCUCAAUUAGAUACUAACAAAAUAGAAAAAGAUUGGGAGGUGGCCAUAACAAAGAACGUAUCUUAUCCGAGAGAAUGGUUUGAUAAGCAUCCUGGGGCAAAACCUCCGAUCACUAUUGAGUGCCCUCAAAAUCCGAAUUGGAAGAUUGUUGCUAAAACAGUUGCAUUUGGUAUUGAUGCAGGAUCGUUUCCUCCGGAGAUCGCCGUUCUUUACUUGUACCAUUGUUUCUCUGAGGUCAAACAGAAACUAGGCUCUGAAUGGAUCUCAUUCGAUCGUAAGAUUGGAGCUGCAGGGGCCGAGAUUACCCUAUCUGAUCUUGUUACGUUUGAGCAAAAAAAUAACAAUACUUUGGAUUUACAAGCAGGAGAAUUAGAGGAAACAGACGAAGAUAGGCUGGCCAACAUAGUAAUCAUAUGUGCUGCAUACAGGAUAUCCGGAGUGUCUCGUUUAAAAUACCGAAAAUCUAUCGUGAAGACUGUAAAGAACCUCUUAAAAGGUAUAACAAGAGAAGAACGUCCGAUAGAUUUAUUCUUAAUGAGUCAAUUAGAUUGGUUAAAUCACAGACCAUUUAAACAAAUGAUGGCUGUGAUUGACAUGUAUCUCAAAGUGUUCCCAUAUUGUAAAUAUGCAAAAGCGAGAGUAGGGACAAUUGUAAGCCGCUUCAAGGAUUGUUCUUUGUUGCUUGCAUUACAAAGUUGUGUAAGCAGCCUGGGAUUAAGUUUUUCUGAAUUCGCUCCCUGGGUUUGGACUCCAAAAUGCGCAGAUCAACUUCUGCAGGUAAUCAAAGAGGACCAAGAGCUAGAUAAUCCAAGGUCUUACGCUAUGUAUUUCAUGGAGCUAGGACUUUCGGAAAUAUCUCCUUAUUCCACCUCAAUGAAUCCUGAUUUAAACUUCUUCAUUCAUGCUAUUGGUGCAACUUGCGGGAAUGAACGAUCCUGUAAUGCUAAUAUGGUUGGCUCUCCAGAUAUUACCAAUAUAUUACCUAAUGCUAUGAUUAUCGCAUAUGUGUUUAAAAAGUUUUGCAAACUUAGUCUACAAUUUGCAUAUGAAGGUGAAUUCAAUAGUAAAGAGGAUGACGCACCAGAAACAUAUGAUUAUGAAUCCGGCCAGAUACCUAAUAGUCGCAAUCCGAACACUUGGUUGACUUUCAUAUUAGCCAACCGCGGCAAGAUACCUGAGCAAAUAUCACAGGUAGCCCAUAAACAAUGGCGGAAGAACCCGCGUCUACGCAAUUCGACCAUCGGAAAAUUCUUGUCUCUCAAGGAGACAGAUGAUAUCAUAUUUGUGUAA
Messenger RNA from Eupeodes corollae, 1314 nucleotides. RefSeq lists its product as uncharacterized. The transcript has a single exon. Lineage: Eukaryota; Metazoa; Arthropoda; Insecta; Diptera; Syrphidae. The coding region runs from base 1 to 1314 and encodes 437 amino acids. The record is from RefSeq and is a predicted model, not a curated record.